This is a messenger RNA of Engraulis encrasicolus (European anchovy), 4635 nucleotides long. It is a transcript of the gene fhip1aa, whose product is annotated as FHF complex subunit HOOK interacting protein 1Aa. Lineage: Eukaryota; Metazoa; Chordata; Actinopteri; Clupeiformes; Engraulidae. The transcript has 12 exons. The record is from RefSeq and is a predicted model, not a curated record. Bases 273 to 3215 code for a protein of 980 amino acids.
UAGAGCAGCUCAGCGCUACAGUGCUGUAGCUUACCGCAGCAGUCUUGGAGCCUUUCUGUUUUGCUGCUGCCAUGUAUAAUUUCUGUCUGAACAUUCAGAACUUGCUGCUCUUGCACUAGAAACUACUAUAUCACAAACAAGAGGCCACAAUGGUCUGAGUGAGGCCCUCGGGGCUCCACAGCUUCCGUGUGGUUGCCAUGGCGUCCACUGCUCACUGAGGCCCUCCUACACUACACUAUGGUCUAACUCCACACGGCACGAGCACCAGCGUCAUGAUGGCCUCCGUGGUCGCCAGGGGGAACCAAGCCAGCCAAUCAACAGUCCUUCAGGGGGUGGACCCUGAGACAUGCAUGAUUGUGUUCAAGAACCACUGGGCACAGGUGGUGAAGAUCCUGGAGAAGCAUGACCCCCUGCGCAGUGGUGGCAGUGGAGCUUCAGGCCUGGGGGGGCUUGGUGUUGGCAGUGGCGGCCUGGGGGGCCUGCGCUUUGGACCCAUUCCAGGCGAUGAGGCCAGCGCCGUGCAGAACUACGUGGAGCACAUGCUCUUCCUGCUGAUGGAGGAGGAGUGCGGGCAGGAGGGCGCCAUGGGCCCCAUCCUGGAGUUUGUGGUCAUGGAGAACGUGAUGGAGCGCCUGUUCCUGUGGAGCCUGCGGCGGGAGUUCACGGACGACAUGAAGCUGGAGCAGCUGAAGAUGUACGAGAUGCUGGUGGGCCAGGCGCGGCAGCCACUGCUGCACCACAAGCCCGUGCUGCGGCCGCUCAUGAUGCUGCUGUCCGCUUGCUCCUCAGACCGUGCCACGUCCUCUUCCACGCCCACCGUGGAGGCGGAGCUGGUGCUGCUGCUGCAUCAGCUGUGCUGCGUCUUGGCCAAGGAUCCAUCGGUGCUGGAGCUCUUCUUCCAUACCAGCGAGGACCAGGGUGCUGCCAACUUCCUCAUCUUCUCGCUCCUGAUUCCCUUCAUCCACCGGGAGGGGGCGGUGGGCCAGCAGGCCCGGGACGCCCUGCUGCUCAUCAUGGCCCUGUCGGCUGAGAACCACGUGGUGGCCAAGCACAUAGCGGAGAACACCUACUUCUGCCCGGUCCUGGCUACAGGUCUUAGUGGCUUGUACUCGUCGCUACCCACCAAGCUGGAGGUCCGCAGUGAUGAGUGGCACUGCCUCCACAGGGAGGACUGGCAACAGAUGCCCACACUUGUACAGUUCCUCAAUUCACUUGAAUUCUGCAAUGCUGUCAUCCAGGUGGCACAUCUUUCCAUAAGAGAUCAGCUGUUGGGGUACAUCUACAAUGGCUUUCUGGUACCUGUCAUGGCCCCAGCCCUGCACAAGUUGACCCUUGAGGAAGUGAUGACCACCACCGCCUACCUAGACCUGUUCCUGAGGAGCGUGUCUGAACCAGCCCUCCUGCAGACCUUCCUCAGCUUCAUCUUGCUCCAUCGCCAUGACAACGUACACAUCCUGGAUACUCUAGUCAGCCGCAUCAAUGUGCCUUUUCACUUGGGGACAGUUUCCUUGGCCCUCUUCCGCACUCUGAUUGGCUUGUAUUGUGAAGAUGUCAUGCUACAGCUCAUACUACGGUACCUAAUCCCGUGCAAUCACAUGAUGCUGAGCCAGCGGGCAGUCCUGCGGGAGAGGGACUGCUACUCUGUCUCAGCUGCUAAGUUCCUGUCUCUCACACCCUCCUGCUGCUCCCCAGACCUCAGCCCUCCUCCUCUUCGGCAGCUGGAUGAAGUCGUGUGGUCCAAAGCUGCAGAUGAGGAUGAUGAGGAUGACUACAAAGCUAUGGACACAGAAAAGGACUGCCCUCAGGUAGACAGCUCAGGUCCCUCCUGCGUCAUUGGCUCGGAGAUUUACAUGGACGUGAGCUACUUGCAUUACUUGUAUGAUGCCCGCAGUGGCAUCAGCAGAUGCAUCCGUGCCUGUCAGGUGUGGUCAGCACCUUACGAUGGUGAAACGCCCCCACCUGACGAGUACCAGCCGAGUACACUUGAGGAAGUGGGCAAGCCACGUGCGUCCUCUCUUUCACGAAAGCCUCCUCCACAACCCCGUCAGCCUCAGAAACCCCGUCCAGACCCCCAGAGGGACUCCCCUGCUGCCCCAAACCUGCAAGAGCUGGAGUGGGACGACAGCUACGACGCAGGCCCUGCUCAGCCCCUGCCAGAGCCAGAGGUCACGCAACCAAUGCCAGUUGAACCUCCGAAACACAUCCAGGAGCUUAGGAAAAAUGCCAUCAUGCUCAUUAAGGGGGCCUACAUUGAAGAGUCAGAUUUUCAAAAUGAUGUGAUGGUGUACAAUCUUGUGGCACAAAAGGAUGCAAGUGACCCUGUAGAACGUCCUACAAAUUUGAAAGCAUCUCUUGCGGACAAGCAAACAAAUUCAGCUGGGCAAGAAUGUCUUGACAGUGAUGGGCCUGUCAGCAAUGGCCUCACCUCCCCUUCACAUAGUGUUGAGGAGGAUGAGGGCAAAAGCAGUUUACAGACCGCUUCCAACCUGGAGGGUGAGGAACUGAUGGCCCAGUACGAGGAACUGAUCCGCACUCUGGGGGUGGAGGCCGGGAGCCCUGCAAAGGCCGAAAAGGAGAUCCAGCGUCCCGUUUCCCCCAUGGAGGAGGAGGAAGAGGAGGAGGUGGACUUCAACUCGUUUUGUCCCGAAACUCCAGAGGCUGAAAAGAUCCCCACCCCAUUUCCCACAAAGCCUCGCAGUGGGAGCAGGAUCCAUGGAAUGCCUUUCACUGGUCCCUUUGUGAGUGUUCUGCUGUCACGGCUGGAGAACAUGCUGGACAACUCUCUGCACGUGAACCUGCUGCUGACGGGCAUCCUGGCCCAGCUGGCCACCUACCCCCAGCCCAUCCUGCGCUCCUUCCUCCUCAACACCACCACCGUGCUGCAGCCCAGCGUCCGCUCCCUCUACCAGGUGCUGGCUUCUGUGAAGAAUCAGAUUGAGCAACUUGCAGUGACCCGGAAGGACUUUACUGGCCUGCUGACAACUGCUCAGCACUCCCUACUGGCCAGAGAGAGUUCUCUCUGGAGUCAAGAUUCUCACAGUCAGGAGAGUCUGGACAAGGGCAGGACAAAGCAACCGGUGGUCCAGCCCAAGACGAUCCUGCCAGCCAACCGCACUGAGGUCUAUGGUACAGUCCUGUUCACAGAGUUCCUGAAGGAGCUGGCUGCUAUUGCUCAGGAGCACACUAUCCUCUCACACCUCCCCAUGGAGGAGUAGCCGUGGCCUGCCUGCCUGCCUGACACAUCUCCAAUGUCUUAAGAACCUUUCGAUAAUGAACUUCGUAUCUUUCCCUGCACUAAUAGAUUUCAAGAUACCUCUCGUUUGGAUGGAUAAUGAACUUUUAAAUCUGUGUUUUGUUUUUACAAAAAGGUCACAUUAUUUAAAGUUUAAAGAUUUUCAUAUGAACCAAAAAAAAACAUUCCCUUUUUCUCUGGAAACAUCACAAACCCCGACCCUUAGUGGCUUAACAGUUUGUGGGCAAUCCUAUGCAAAGUGUCUUAUGUGAAAGACAGCCACAGAAGAUGUUGUAAACAGAAGAUGACCUACAUUGACGGCCAGCUCCACCCCAUCAGGGAAACUGAACACCAGUAAACAGCACUGAAACAGGAGCUGUGUAGAAGACCCAGCACAGGGGAGGGCAGUGCAGGAACCGGAGAUGACCCUGUCUGCUAGCACACCUUCUCAAAGCACCGUUGUUUUCCUAUGCCUUCACAUUGGGUGACUUGGAUCGUCGUAUGUUCUUUGCUGUGGCCUUACAGUAUAAUAAGGCUGUCUGGGCCUCGUUGGCUCAGAUGAGCUUGUGGACAACACUGCUGCCUAUAUGUGAUGCAAUGGUUUUUAAAUACAAUGGUUCUUCCCGAGUUUCAAACUUCACUUGGUUGUUUUUGGAGACUUACUGGCCAAGGUUAAUGGCAGAGGAUGCUAAUUUUUGGAGUCCAAAGUCUUUGCACGUAGUCUUACACUGAAAUGUGAUUAGUUAUUUUGCUGACAAGUUAAUUAAUGGUCCCAAUUUCUCCAUUCAGUUUGCGUGUAUAUAUCUGUCUAUCUGUGAGUAGGUCACCUAGCUGACAAUCAGAUUUGAGGAUCUCGUGGGUUUGGUUAGCAAAAGCACAAUUUAUUUUUGGUUAAACAUUAUGAUGGUACACAAGUGUUAUAGAAGGCAAUAGUUUAUCUCUACAUCAAAGGUAGAGUUCAGAGUUCAAGUCAGUAGCUGUUAUGCAUGUAGUGAAAAUCUGAAUCAAAUCUUAUCUUCCAAAACAUGGCGGAUCAGCCAAAAUCACAACGGCUCCCAUUUAUCGACACAACACACCUCCUUGGAUUUGAAUAAUUUAGCAGAUUGAUAUUUUCUCCUCAUUUCCACUUUGUUAGUUCAUGUUCACGUUACUCUACUACGUCACAAAAACAGUCACGACACUUCCAACACUUUCAUAGUGUGUACAGUCCAUUAGCACAUUUAUAUAGGCCAAUAGUUUAGUUAUAGUAGUGUAUUAGUAAUCUUUAUUGUACUCUAUGCAGUAUAAAGACAGCGACUUGUUACCUUCCUACCUAAUUACUCUGACACAUUACCCUCUUGCAACUACAAAAUAAACUCCUGCUUACAGGUGUAGGCCAUGAUACAUCCACAAUAAAAAGAAAA